UUCGACAGUACCAAGGGCUUACACUAACUAGCACAGCACUUGGAGCAAAUGGCGACGAUGCUGAGGAGCACCGCCGGCACCUGGGGGAACGUGGGUUUCACCACGUUGCUCGUUCGGAGGUUGAGUCACGUUAUGGCUCUCCCUCCGCCGUUGGAUGCUCCCAUCCACCGUGAGCUCACAUCUCCACCGCCCGUUUUGCCUGAGUCAGACAACAACAACAACAACAACAACAUAGGAUUCGGAUUUGAGUUCCCAAGUUUCUCCUUUGGGGGAUCUAUGGAGCUUAUGGCUGUCCCCAAGAGGAAGGUUUCUCCCCAUAAGAGAGGCAUAAGAAAUGGGCCAAAGGCUUUAAAACCUAUCCCUGUGAUUGUACGGUGCUUGAGCUGUGGUCGGGUCAAGCUGCCACACUUCUACUGUUGCAGCGGAAAGAGGGAAGGUGUCGGUGAGCAAAACGAUUCAUCCAGAUAAUCAAGUUCUCAGAUACGAAUUAUCAAACCUUGGUGGACUACUAGAAUUUUAAAUGUUUGGUUUGAACAAAGCUUUCAUGAAGUAGUUGGAAUUUAUAUUUCAUCUUUCUUGUAGGAAUGCAGGUUAUGUUGACCUUGUUAUGUUUUGCACCAAUCCACAUUUCUACUAAAUUUUUAUUGUGUUAAAACCUCAUCCAUUGAAGCUGGGAGUGUGGAUGAUUAGAUUGGUUAACUAGGUCUCUGCAAACUGGAGUAGUUAUAUAAGCAGAAUAUUGAGGGGGUGUACACUUUUCCCAGAGUUCAAGCAGUUAAAUUUUCUGUGUGGAA
Molecule: messenger RNA, 794 nt
Organism: Quercus robur (English oak)
Lineage: Eukaryota; Viridiplantae; Streptophyta; Magnoliopsida; Fagales; Fagaceae
Exons: 3
Coding region: 49-468 (139 amino acids)
Biological process (GO): translation
Cellular component (GO): mitochondrial large ribosomal subunit
Molecular function (GO): structural constituent of ribosome
Source: RefSeq, a predicted model, not a curated record